This is a messenger RNA of Thermothelomyces thermophilus ATCC 42464, 3215 nucleotides long. RefSeq lists its product as uncharacterized. The coding region runs from base 273 to 3077 and encodes 934 amino acids. The record is from RefSeq and is a predicted model, not a curated record. Lineage: Eukaryota; Fungi; Ascomycota; Sordariomycetes; Sordariales; Chaetomiaceae. Gene Ontology annotation, molecular function: DNA-binding transcription factor activity, RNA polymerase II-specific; zinc ion binding; DNA binding. The transcript has 2 exons. Gene Ontology annotation, biological process: DNA-templated transcription; regulation of DNA-templated transcription.
UCUGGGGGCGCUGCAGGACAAAGUGAAUUUGACAUCUCUUUCACUCACAGCAAAAAAAAGGGAAAAGAAGAAGAAAAAGAGAGAAGAAGAAAGAAAACAAAAACAAAGAAAAGAAAAGAAAAAGAAAACAAGAAAAGCCACAGAGACGAAAAGAUUGCACAGCGUAGUCAAGGAACAACACGGCCGAUUCUCCACCGUCGCCGGCAUCGCGGGUCUACCGCAUCACCGCGCCGACCGCGCAUCGAGUUGUCGCAUGCACCACACCGGCAGCAAUGGCAGGCCUCGACAACCCCCCGGCCUCGAUGCAGGCCGGCGGGCAGGACGGCCACGGCAGCGUCGCUGAGACUUCGCCGCAACCUCCGCCCCCGUCGUCCAAGAAGAAACAGCGGCGCGGCGCCGACCCGGCCAACCAAAAACGUCGAUGUGUCAGUACGGCCUGCAUUGCGUGCCGCAAGAGGAAGUCCAAGUGCGAUGGCGCGCUCCCGAGCUGUGCGGCCUGCGCCAGCGUCUACGGCACCGAAUGCGUGUACGACCCGAACUCGGACCACCGCCGCAAGGGCGUCUACCGCGAAAAGACCGACACCAUGAAGGCCAAGAGCUCGACCCUCCAGAUCCUCAUCGAGGCCAUCCUGAACGCCGCCGAGGAGGACGUGCCGGCCAUCACGAGGAGGAUACGGACCUGCGACAGCCUCGACGCCGUCGCCGAGUCCAUACUCAAGAACGAGGCCGAGGAAGCAGCAGAUGCGGAGGGAGCCGGCAGCGGCUUGGACGACGACUACCUCACAGGCGCCGCCGACCGGCCGGUGGAGGGCGAGAGGGAGAUUGCGCGGAAGAUGGGCGAGCUUCGCCUCGAGAACGGAUCGGUUCGCUACUUCGGGGGCACCUCGCAUCUGAUCUACCUGGGCGACCAGGCGAACGAGCCCCAAGAGCCCCCAGAACCCGACGCCGGCCUCUCGGUCGAGGACCCGGUCACCAGCUGGACAGAGGUCACCAAGGACAGGCAAUUGAUCGUUCACCUAGUCAACAUGUACUUCAACUGGCACUAUCCCUACUUUGCUACCCUCUCCAAGUCCCUCUUCUAUAGAGACUUCCUCAAGGGCAAGCCGCCCGGCCAACCGCGAACCACCGUCUACUGCUCGCCCCUGCUCGUCAACGCCAUGCUGGCUCUCGGCUGCCACUUCACCCACGUGGCCGGCGCAUUUGCCGUUCCCGGAGACAGCAAGACCAAGGGCGACCAUUUCUUUGCCGAGGCGAAGCGGCUCAUUGUCGAGAACGACGAGUACGCGAAGCCCAGGCUCACCACGGUGCAGGCCCUGGCACUCAUGUCGGUCCGCGAAGCCGGCUGCGGGCGGGAGGCCAACGGAUGGGUGUACAGCGGCAUGAGCUUCCGCAUGGCGCAGGACAUGGGGCUCAACCUCAACCUCGGGGGCACCACGAAGGACAAGAGCCCGCUCGACGAGCAGGAGGUGGACGCGCGCCGGAUAACGUUCUGGGGCUGCUUCCUCUUCGACAAGUGCUGGUCCAACUAUCUGGGCCGGCUGCCGCAGAUCCCCAAAAACACAUACAACGUUCCCAAGUACGACGUCUUCCCGGAGGAAGACGCCGAGAUGUGGUCGCCCUACACGGACGGCGGGUUCGACCAGUCGUUGAGGCAGCCAGCGCGGACGCGGGCGGUCGGGCUGCACCUGAGCAAGCUCUGCGAGAUCAGCAGCGACCUCUUGCUCUUCUUCUACCACCCAAACCACAUCGGGCGGUCGACCGGCAAGAACAUCGAGAUCAAGAAGCUGAGCGAGCUCCAUCGCCGGCUCGAAGAGUGGAAGAAGGAGCUGCCGAACGAAUUUGAGCCGAAGGAUGGCCAGUUGCCUCAUGUCAUCCUGAUGCACAUGUUCUUCCACCUACAGUAUAUCCACCUCUUCAAGGCGUUCCUCAAGUACACCCCGGCGACGUCUCCGUUGCCCGUCCACGUCUCCCCGUGGCGGGUAUGCAGCGCCAACGCGGGGGCCAUCUCCAAGCUCAUGCGCCUCUACAAGAAGCUGUACGAUCUCAGGCAGAUCUGCAACAUUGCCGUCUACAUGGUUCAGACCGCUUGCACGAUACACAUCUUGCACUUGCCCGAGAAGACGGCCAAGCGAGACAUCAUCCACGGCGUCAAGCACCUCGAGGAGAUCGCGGAGGACUGGCUGUGCGCGCGGAGGGCGCUGAGCACCCUGAGCGUGCUGGCGCGGAAGUGGAAGGUCGAGCUGCCGGAAGAGGCCGCCCUCGUGCUACAGCGGACCGACGAGAAGUACGGCACCGUCAGCAUCUCCGACGUCCCCUCGCCGAACCGAUCGGGGCCCUCGGCCACGCAGUCGCCACCACAGUCGCACGCGGGCGGCUCCUCCCCGGGCUCGCCCGCGACCAACGAGCACGACCAAUACCGGUCCCCGACCCACGACGGCAACCCGGCAGGCCAGCCGAUGGCGCUCGACACCCCCGCCAGGAGCCUGGCGCCGCAGAUGCUCAGCACCGUGGCAGCAUCAUCAUCAUCAUCCGGGGUGUCUCCGAGCCUGCAGACCAUGCAGAGCCAUCAGGACGCUCGACGGAUGGCGCCGCCCCUGGCCAUCCCAUCCUCCACCACCAUGUCCAUGGGCGAGCCCCUGUCGCCCAUCAACAACUCGUGGGCCGUCUCGCCGGUGACGCGGACCAUGCCCAGCUACACGCAGGCCUUUGCCCCCGUCCGCGCGCACACCAGCUUGGCACCCUCGGCGCCGCCGUCCUCGCGCUCCGCCGGCGGCGGCGGCGGUGGCAGCCGCCAACUCUCCCCCAGCUCUCUCUACGCCGUCGACGGACAGGACUGGUACCUCAGGGACGGCAUGAACUGGCAGCAGAACUUCCAGACGUGGGGUGGGCUCGGCGCGGGCGCGGGCGCGGGUGCCACCACCCAGCGCCAAACCCAGGGAGGCGGGAGCAGCGGAAAUCCGGGCGUGAGCGAUCCUUCCUCCGUGUUUGUGUUUGGGGGAAUGAAUCUGAACGAAAUGGGCUCGGGCUUUGAGUCGUUGGGGCUGGGUAGCCUUGACCGUCUUUCAGGGUUGGAUUAGACGUUCGUUGCUUCGACGGCAUGGCUUGCAAGCUCGGACACGGAAUGAUGGGUGGUUUGCGGGGCAUUGUGACGGUUCGGGACGGUGUUACGGUCAUGGAACGCAUAUAUAGGUUACAAUACUGUACGGUUGGGAGGC